Drosophila willistoni is the source of this 1665-nucleotide messenger RNA. RefSeq names its product probable WRKY transcription factor protein 1. Bases 276 to 1175 code for a protein of 299 amino acids. The transcript is spliced from 4 exons. The record is from RefSeq and is a predicted model, not a curated record. Lineage: Eukaryota; Metazoa; Arthropoda; Insecta; Diptera; Drosophilidae.
CACAGCGAAACAGUCAUCAGCAACUGUUCGGUGGUCGUUGAUGCCUUCGUCUGGCAACAGAGAACAUCGUCGCUUAUCACUGUGUUUCCCCAGUGUUUGUGUGUGUGUCCGUGUGUAAGGGUGUGAGUGGAAUUGCUUAUCAGUUUAGGUUCUGUAUCUGGCAGUUCAAAAUGCCGUCGGUGUCGGUGUCGGUGCGGUUAGACUAAUUCAUAGCAUACUUUUGUGCAACAUAUCACUUGGCCAAAAUUGAGAAAUAACAUCAACCAAAUACAACAAUGUUUUGGAUUUUACGACGUACUGGCGCUGCCAAUUUCUUUAAUUCAUUCAGCAACAACAAUUGCAGCUAUUCGAAAAACAACACCAACGGAGGCAAUAAUAAUACACAAGACAAGCAUGUGAAGAGGCCACCACGCAAGGCAUAUGGCAGGCUGAGCGCUGAGGCAGAUGACGCCGUGUCACUUGGCCACAAAAUCGAUGAUCCAUUUGAUGAGCUAGACGAUUUUGAAAUGCUUGCGGCCAACUCCAGGGCCUUGGGAAACAACGGCAACAGAAGCAGCAACAACAGCAAUGCCAACAAUGGCAAUUCCAAUGACGAGGCUGUAGCUGAAGCCAACGGCAAUGGCAAUGGUAACGGCAACGGCAACGGCAACAACCACGGCAACGGCAAUGAAAAUUUAUCAGUUUUACCCUGCACCGACACCGAUUGUCAGGGCAAUUUUAUGGUGGAUAACGCCUUGUGCGAAUUGGGAUUGUGCCAAGCUAAAGCCAAAACAUCAAACAAGCUGUCAGCAGGUGGCACAUCAGCCACAUCGAAGGAGAUUAACGAGAACACAAUAAGUCGACUGCAUGUCCUGGCCAUGGCUAACGAUGACGAUGAUGACGACGACUAUGAUGAAUCACUUACCUGUAAUGUCUGCGACCGAGCCUUCCAUUGUCAUCGUCAGUUGGCCUCGCACCAGCAAAAGAAACGUCACUUUGGCUGCAGCGGCUGCGAUAGUUUGUUCCCCUCGUUAAUGCUCCUGGAACAUCACAAGGAAGAAUUUGAACACUGGAGCGAUGAGGAAAUCGGUCGACGCAUUUGCUGCCGGCGCAAUCGGUGUGAUGAUGACUAUUUCACGGAUACCGACUCGUUUAUCAGUGAUGCCGAGAGCGAGGAUCUGGAGAGGUUAUUGUAGAAGACUCUUUCGUUGAAUGCUAUGAAAAGCAGCGAACUGGAAUUGCCGCCAGGCGGCACCGUUUAAAGUCAAAAAGGCGAGAAAAAGCAAUUACGGCGUACAUUUAAAUGAUGUCAUCCGGAGGCAUCAUAGGAGAACGACAAUCGAACCGCUCAUGCCGUGAACGUAAUUGAGAUUGACACAAAGGCAAAGAGCACAAAAAUUGACGCAUCUGGGCCUAAUGGAAAUUAAUUAAAGAAAAUCGAAAACACAUAAAAAAUGCAAAAACCAAAACAGAGGCAACACAUUUGUAGACAUUUGUUGUCAAAGGGAAACAUAUUCUAUGCAUGUACAUAAGUAUACAUAUAUCUAUAUACAUAUAUAUAUAUUUAUCAGACUUUUAGCAGUGGUCUAAAAACAACUAAAUAAACCAAUUUCUAUGUGUGUAAAGAGCUAAAACAACCAACCAACUGAAAAACCCCCAAAGAAAACACAAUUCUUAAGAAAAAAA